GUUUAUUCUUUCUUCUCCUCUUUGAAAGAGUGAUGUGAGCAGAGCAGAAGGGAAAGACACACCCGAUCAUACCGUUCUCCAACUAUAUUUGUGCAGCGAAUAUGCAGCACACCUCCGACUCCUUCGACGCAGCGUCGCGGCCCCACCUCCAGCGCGAGCACCCGUGCUCCCCAUCCCCCGUCUCCCACGACGCAACUUCGGGCGACUCCCCUGCAGUAAAGGUUCUGAAAGGAAUGGGCCCUCAACCCUUUCUGAGGCAACGACGUCUGCCGUCCAUUCUGCUCGACAGCUGGGAGUUCCGCAAGCUGGCCCCGGAAGGCUCCGUGUUGGCGAACGCGAUGGUGUCGUACGACGUGGACGACGAUGGGGUGGAGGAGGUCAUCGUCGGCACGACGGAGGGCUUAUUGUGUGUGGUGAAGCCGGACUGCCGCGCCCCGCUGUUCCCGCGUGUGCUGGCCGCCACCAUCUCCGUGGUGCUCUACACUCCAAUUCAGAAGCGGCUGGUGCUCGUCACGCUGGAAGGCCAGUGUGAAGUGAUUGACUACUUCCUGUGCCCAGCGCACCAGCUACCGCAGCACGGCCGCACGCGCACGCCGUCGUGCGGAGCUGACGGCGGCGCACUCACCCAUCAGUCCACAGAAAGUACGACCUCAUCCUCACGUAGUCCGCACAAUAUCAAUAUCAAUAGCAGCAGCAGCGGCGGCGGUGCUGCGGUGAGUGCUUCUCUAUCGCCCGGUGCGGGCAACCCGCUCAGUGCGCCUCCAAACAGUACGCUGUGGAGCAACCGGUCCCACACCUCGACGAGGCAUCCGCUGCUGUAUGAAACAGCGGUCCAAUCGACGACGUCACCGACGCACGUCUUCCACGUCCCCUCCAACUGCCUCUGCGCCGACCUCUCCACAGAUGCCGAGGCGAGCCUCAUCUUCCUCGGCUCCUACGACCGUCGCUUCUACGUUUACGCCAUCGCCACCGGCUCGUGCCUGCUCUCCCUCUUCGUGCACGACCCGAUCACUUCCGUGAAGGCCUUCGCCGUCCCGGCGGCGGCGGCACACGGUCGAAAGACGCCGACGAGCUCCUCCUCCAUCUCCAUUUACGACUGCACAGGGAAGCACGGUGGCAGGUCACGCACCGGCGCCAAUCGCGCACGUGAGCGCCGCCGCAACUCCGCUGAGGUCUCCACGCACACGGUGGAGUACCGCUCCCCCGGGCCGUCAUCACAACUGUACGUCCCCCUCGUGUUUGUUGCUACCCCAACGCAUCUCAUACUGCUGCCUGCCGGUCUGAAUGAGCUACAGCAGUGGCGCAAGCUGCAACCAAAGACGGCCCAUCUCCCCUUGACGGUGCAGCUGCAUGGCGAUACCCCGUCCGAGCAGCUCGGGCAGUCAUCCACGCCUGGUGGGAGUCGCGGGCUACCUGCGUCCACCCCCUCCAAGGCACCGGCAGCUCUGCGGCAGAAUUUGUUGAGCAGUGGCGAAGACGCGUCGCACCGGCCCCGCAACGGUGCUACCGCAGUGGCGGCCGGUGCUGACGGAGGAGCAGGCGGGCGGGGUGUAACGGCGCCCAUGACGAUGAACAGUGAGGCGGAGCCCUCGUACACUUGCGGAGACGGAGGCGCAGGCGCAGCAGCAGCAGCGGCAACACCAAAUAAUGGUGGUGGACGGCGACCCCCACGAGGCCUCAGCGGACCACCUGCGUGCGAGGGAGAGACGCCGCUGCCGCUGGCGUCGUCGUCGUCGUCGUUGUCGCGCAGCAGCGGCACGCAGCGCGGUGGGGACGCCGUCGCCCUCCCUCCUCGAUCUUUCUCCGCCGCCCCCUCGCCGGGUGCCGGUGCUGCGGCAGCAGGCGGCAAACACAGCAGUAACAGCAGCAGUCGUCGAGGUUUGGCAGGUAACGCGGAAGGGGCCGUCACGGCCGAUGGAAACGCGGUGCAAGGCAGCAACAACACCGCCUCCGCCGCCGCAUCCUCUGCGAAGGAAUCGCGCGGUGACGGGGCGUUAAACGCAGAAGCGAAUGCACCACUUAGCGCCAGUCAGCAGCGGCGACUUGCACGAAAGCGUGCGAUUCAGGCCGCUGAGAUGGGCCGGCCGGUCCUGGUGAAGCCUCUCUGGGCACUUCACCUUGGUCAGCACACCCUCGAUGUCGUGCCGCUGCAGUCGUCGCCGUUCCCCUUUCAACGAGUAGAGGACGUCCCUCUCACAGCAGCGGCGGCAGCGACAGUCAAAGUAUCCAGAGCGAGCGCCGAGGCAGCCUCGACCUCAGGAACAGAGAGAACAGCUGUGUCGACAGUCGCCGUCAACAACCUCCACGAAUACCGCACUUCUCUCUCGCCUGCCAGUGCGCACCACCCCCACCAUCACCGCCGCCGCCACAGCAGCAGCAGCAACAGUCGGCAGCGUCAUGACUUAGCCCGAGCCAACUCCACCUCCCCCUUCUCCCUCGACUCCUCCUCCUCCGCCUCCGACCUACGCGACAGCUCGGACGUGGUGGAGGCGCGCAGCAGCGUCACGCAGCACGGUGGCGCUCAGCACGAUCGUCUCCGGCGACGGGUGGCGCACAGCAGCCGCGACGGCGGUGAGGCGACGGACGCCGCGACCGUCAGCAACAUCGUCCAGGGCUCCGCCUCGGUGGCUGGUUGGACACCCGAUCGCAGCGGCAGCGGGCGGGCACCAACGCACACCUCGCGACGACGGCGGCCGCCUCACCUGCAGGCCGUGCAAGCGGACAGCGGGAGUGCCAGCGACGCAAGCAACGACUCAGACGACGGCAGCAGCGAUGCAGGAAGUACGAGCAGCGGGGUGCGGUUUCGCCUUCCCGGUGCGGCGGAGGACGGUGGUUCUCGUCGAGAAGACGGCGAAUUCCAGGAAGGCGCCGUGGAAAGUGAACACGACCCCUCUUCUUCCUCCUCCGCUUCUUAUUCCUCAACGGACGAGGAUACCUCCAACGAAGGCGACAGCAGCAACGAUGCGGACGAGGGGAGUUCCUCGAGGAACUCGCACAGCAGCAGCAGCGACAGCAGCGACAGCGAAGGUGCCGCAGCGGUCGAUCCAUCGCUGCUGGCCAAAAGUCUCGCGCGGAUGCGGGUGGAGAGCGUGCCCGCGAUGCUGCUGCGCCGCGUGACCGCCGCUUCAUCUACCACCACCACAAAAGCAACCAAAGCAAGAGGAGCGGAGGCGACCAGCAUUGCCCCAACGCCGCACACCGACAAAGACGGGGUUGGAUGCAUCACCGCCGCGACAGCGCUCAGCGGCGGGCACACCUCCCUGAUGGACCUCGCCAACGUGGAUGUGCGGAGAGGGCACCACCACGCGCGUCGCCAUCGUCGUCGCCACAGCUGCUCUGCUAAACCCACGGAGACCUCCACGCAGUUUGACGACGCGCACGCAGCCGAUGUCGAUGCGAGCGCCGUCGGAGGUGACGGGUGUGAUGUGCGCCUGCCCACUUCUGUCGACGUCGCCGUCGGCGCCUCGCAGGUGGCAGUGGCGCUCAGCUGCGAGGACGGCCUGGCGAUUGAGUUGCGCUUUGCCGUGGAGAAGUUCUCGUCGCUGCAUCGCCGCGCGCGUCACCGCACAGACGGGGUUCUUUGUCUCUUCGACCUGCGCCAUCCCGUGUGUCCACGUCAGCUUCUCGGACGCCGGCGAAGCAAGCACCGAGACAGGGUACAGCACGACGGCGGAGGUAGUGGUGGUGUGGGUGACGGUGCGGUGGGGCGGAGAGGUCGUCCUCCUUAUCCGCCGCCGCCGCAUCCUCAGCAGCAGCAACAGCAGCAGCAGCAGCAACGAUCAACGCAGCCGGCUUCCUCGCCCUCCUCUCCGAUGACGGUCCGCAGCUUCCCUAGAAUGGAAAAGCCUGCUCACCGGCGCAAGGCCAACCACCGGGGCAGCUGCCCACCGACCUCUAUAAUUUAUCUGCCCCUGCCGACGCCUGGGUCUGCGGUGAGUCGAUCCACGUCUUCAUCGCCACAGCAGCAGCAGCAGCAGCAGCUGUCGGUUUCCUCCACAUCCCGGGUGCACAGCAACGGUGCUCCUGCGGGUGGUUUGGACGCCUUUGGUGUUGGGGCAAGCGGCAACAAGGCGGUGAUGCGGACGUGCGCUACCCGCAAUGCACAGGCCUCAUCAAGCAGUUCCGCGAGUGCGGUGAAGGGGUGUGGUAGAAAGCAAGACAAAGCAGCAUCACAGCCGCAGCAACCGCCGAAGCAGUUACAGCACCGCGGCGGUGACGACAGAGACACGAGCAUCGGCGACUCUCCUCGCUCGCGUCGCCGCGAGAAAGACGAAGGGGUGGUGCUCCGCGCGCGGUGUCUGUGGGCGGCGCGACUGGGCGACAGCCCCCUCGUCCAACGCGCGCGUGUCUUCAGUGUGAAGGACAACCACCACGACAACGCCUUCUGCACCGUUUUUGUUGCUGCGAACGGCACGUGCUAUGCGAUCGACGGCGACACCCUCUCCGUCGUGGAGUGCUCCGUCAAGGAGGACUGCAGCUCCUUCACGGUGAUGGCAGGUCCGUAUACGACCAUGCCCCUCCCCCGGGUAGACGCCUCCGCGUUUGAGACGUCGCCCUCACCAGGAGGUGGAGGGGAGGACGCGGACGCUUU
Messenger RNA from Leptomonas pyrrhocoris, 4591 nucleotides. RefSeq lists its product as hypothetical. The record is from RefSeq and is a predicted model, not a curated record. The transcript has a single exon. NCBI's taxonomy places the organism in Eukaryota, Euglenozoa, Kinetoplastea, Trypanosomatida, Trypanosomatidae. The annotation marks the transcript as partial.